CAACUUGUUCAUGUCAGCCUUUUUCGCCCUGGCCGCCGUGGUGCAGGUGAAUGAUCCAGAUGCAGAGUUCUGGGUGAACCUACUCAGGCAGCUUUACACAAAGUGCAUCAUCUUUAACAUCACUGCCUUGAGAUGCCAUCCGAGGUAAAAGUAAAAAGGAAUUCAACCAAACCCUCUCUAGGUAUAGUUAUGUGCCCGGCGCCUGAGCGUUCCACCUCACCUGUGUAUGGAUAAUGGCAAACAGGCCACACCUUCUGACUGGCGUCCUCCCUCAUUUCCACUCAGCCCUUCCUCACUUCCUCUGACAAACAGCCUUCUAACUCUUGUGCCUGCCUCCCGUUGCCUGUUCCUAGGUCAUCUGCAUGUCACUGUCCGCUUCUAAACAUUUGUUAUUCCUCAAACUAAGUUGGAGAGCCUCUAUUUGGUCUUUAGGCGCAUUGUAGCACAGCCCCGCCCACAUCUCCAGCAUGGCCUUUGAAGUCUAGUUCAGAAACCAUGGCUAUUUGACCGUGCUCCUAGUGCUGUCACUGUCUGCCCAGGCUUCCAGGACUGUCUCAGAAGCUGUCUCACCCAAAAAGCAGUUACUCUGCCUCUGCCCCAGAGGAUCUGACCAUCUUUCCUUUGAAUUCUUAUUGUAGUAACAACUCCUUUGGCUUGUGUUCUGUGCAGCCCGCUGCCAGGAGGACAAAGACACGUUCUUUUCUUUUCUUGGGAGCCUUACCAAAAGCUUCCUCAUAGAAUUCCUGCCAUGGAAAGUGUAGAAUGAACGGAUGUACGGGUGAAUACUAGUACAAUACUCUCCGGGCUCUGAGGACUAGGAUUUCACCCAGCUCAUUUCCGUGGUUCCUGCUUCCCCUGGUUCAUGGAGGCUAUCUGCAUAGGAUGCUCGCAGAGGCAAAUAAUGGAAUAUGGAUUGCAACAAUAGUUUAUAAAAAUACAGAACAUGUCACUUAAGAAACUCAGGUGGUUGCUUGAUGGCCAUCAGUGACACAAACAACUUGGGCUUUCUCUUCUGAGCCGCCCUCAUGUUUCCAGAACAGUUGCUGCAGCUCCAGACCCCCAGUCCCCAGAGAAGUAAAUCUAAUGCAAUAAGAAUCAGAGCCGGGGUAAGACGGUUUUCCUCCUGUGCUUUCAUUCCUUAAGUUACAGAGAAAAUGGUUUCCAAGGAGCCCCUUGGACAGGAGCUCUUCAGUUUUCACAAAUCAGCAUGCCAUGUUGUUGAGGUCCCAAUCUGAUGCCUAAGCAACCGUGCUUUGUAUGUAAUUAACUGGGACCCUGGAAGACAUCACCUAACAUUAUUUCAGGACAUGAGCCAUUUCUAGCUGCCAAAGACGUUGAAAACAUAGUUUUGCAGUAGACAAGAAUUAGAAAUGAGUCCAGGGUACUCUACGACGCCAUGGAAUUAAGUUCUGUUAAGUGAGCUCUAUGAUACCUACAGUUUUUCCAUCGUAAAAAAUCAACAAAGGACUGGCAAGAUGGCUCAGUGAGUAGAGGCACUCGCCCCAAAGCCUGACAAGCUGAUUUUGGUCCUGGUGACCCACAUAAAAGUAGAAGGAGAGGACUAACCCCACAAAGUUGUCCUCUGACCACAACACAUACAUUGCACACACAGAUACACACAAACACCAUUUAUUUACUUGUUUAACAAUAAACUAAUUACAUUUAUUAAAUCCCAACAGCUACAGAAAAAAAAAAACAUUACAAAUGGAUUGUACUGGGUUUAUAUCUUUGCUGAGCAUUGUUUUAGCUUGUACAUUAGAAGCAGUUCUUUUCAGUCUCUCUGCCCUCAGUGUUUUUCAUCUUCUUCCAUUAUAGAUAGGGGAAAGCAUUUUAAUAAGGAUUACCACAUCACAAUUGCCGUAAGAGACUUACUUAGUUUAAAGGAUAAAUUUGUUCAUAUGUGUAUAAGACACUGUAAUAAGGCUGUGCAAUCUGUUAAGACAGAAAUCCAUGCAUUUGUAUGCACAUUUAAAAAAUCUAUGCCAAACAUUUCUCAUAGAGCACAAUUGUAUGGUGUGUGCUUGCCUGUUGUCUUCUGUCUCUAGUUCUCUCUGUCCCCGUCUGUCUCACUCCUGGGGGCUGAGUCAUAGUUUUCCAUGCGGACUGACCCAGAUGUCCUCAGAAGAGCAGUAGUGGCCCCUCCAGGGACUUGUCAGAAAGGCAGAAUGCUGAGACCUCCUGUAGACCUCCCCAGUCCGCACCUGCAUUUAAACAAACCCCCAGGUGAUUUCUUCAUGCUAAAGACUGGCUAGUGGAGGUCUACCCGAAAAGAGCGUGACUGCCCAUCUGCCACGGACAACUUGACUUGCAGCUACCCACUGGCCGAUAUUCCAGUCAUGAGCCGGGAUGGAGCAGGAAAGACGGAUCCAAAUGCCAACUCUGUGAUCCAAACGCUUGCUGGGCUCAAGGUGGUGUAUAUGAUCCCUGCGUUGCUUACCCUGCUUGUUGGGUUUAAUCCUCUUGUCACAGGUAAUUUCGUCUGGAGGAGUGUGUCUGUGAUACACAUGCUGUUCUGCGGGCUGUGGGCCGGCGGCUUGGCACACCACUUCCUGCGCCAUGCACAGCAGAGCAUCCUAAACGAGGAAGAAGGCAGAGAGCUGUCUGGCCUGGUGAUCAUCACAGCCUGGAUGGCACUGUGUCACAGCUCAGCUAAGAAUCCAGUUGGUGGAAGAAUGCGCUUGGCUAUUGCUGUUGCGAUCGCUCUUUUCCCACUCAUUUCAUGGGUCUACGUAUACGGAAAUAAGGAGAUGCGGUCCUCCUGGCCAGCUCACUGCAAGACAGUCAUCUAGAUGAACUCAAUAGCGUUUAAAUUAGUAUUUUCAAUAUUUUAUACACAUUAGGUACAAAUAAGCCAGGAAAUAGGAGUUUCCCGGUUUAUUUCAAGAAAUCUGAGUGAAUACUAGAGAUGAUUCAAAGUCUUGAGAAUUUAACUGGACAGAUGAGAAGUGGGCCCUGAGUCUCCUCUUCUCUCACAGCAGUGGAACAGGCACUGAGCAGAAAUUUGAGCUUGAAUUCAGCCUUCGUGCUAUGUGACUGGGGCAAAACCAGACUCUCUUGGUGGAUAGAUAUUUCCUCGUAUAUAAAGUAGGAUGUCAGAUCUCCUUGGUUACUGCAGCCGAACAGACGUGAAGGUACCCAGAGAAGAUAGAGUGUGCAGAUUACAAAGGACUGUUUGUGAUUAUAGAGAGAGGGGGCAGAGGUUGGGAAAUAUGCGGACACAGCAGUCAAUUCAGGAAAAGACUGUAAUUCCUGGCUUGGUGACAUCAACUACAGAAAACUCUAGGACAUGUGAGUCAAAUGAUAGGCUUGUCCUGCAAUGGAAGUAGAAAACCGUAGAAAUUAAAGUAUAGAAAAGAUUUAGAAUAUAGAAAAGAUGGAUAGGGAAUAUUAAUCAUUUCUUAUUCUCAGUGAAAAAUGAGAUGGAAAUCGAUGUGCUUUUAAUGAAUAUUGAUGUGACCGUACUGAGAGCACUGUAGGGUGACACCAUCCAGAGCAGCCACGUUACUGAGCACUUGACUUGUGGGCAGGGUGACCAAAGAAGUAAACUCGUAACUUUGUACUUUUAUUAGCAGGUACUCAAUUGCCAGAAAAAGUUGUGUGCUUGGAAUGACAUGCGUAUGUGCGCAUGCAUGAAGUAUGUCGAAGAGUUUAGAGUCAGGAGACGGUGCUCCAGUACAAAACAAUAAAGUUUAGAGAUAUAAACACAGAUUGUAUUUUAUACUGAUUAUAUAUGCUGAAAAUAAUUUUGAGAUAAAUUAAGCCAAAUAAAAUAUAUUAUAUUUACUUUUUAAA
Myodes glareolus (Bank vole) is the source of this 3792-nucleotide messenger RNA. The record is from RefSeq and is a predicted model, not a curated record. Lineage: Eukaryota; Metazoa; Chordata; Mammalia; Rodentia; Cricetidae.